AUGAAUGAAAAUGGAUUGAAGAUAUUACCAACAAUUGGUGAACUUCGGAAAUUUGCUCUGAAUAAAUUUAAUAGUAUUAAUAUUGGUGGUGAUAAUAAUACAAGUAGAAGAUUAAAUUUAAGUAACAAUAGUGAUUAUGGCCUUUUAAGUGAUCUUGAUUUUAAAAAAAUUCAUAAAUUGAAUUUAAGUCAAGACAGCAAAGAAACAAAGGAUGAGCCAAACAAUAGAAUAAUCAAUGAAGACAAAGCAAUUAUUGAUAAAUCUAAUGAUAAUUGGUUAGAAUGGCUAAAUGAGGCAAUUCAAAAUGAACACAUUAAUUUUCAUGAAUAUAGUAGAUUUAAAAAUCUUCAAAAGAUUGGUGAUGGUGGUUCUGCAAAA
This is a messenger RNA of Entrophospora candida, 378 nucleotides long. The record is from the annotation of a GenBank genome assembly. NCBI's taxonomy places the organism in Eukaryota, Fungi, Glomeromycota, Glomeromycetes, Entrophosporales, Entrophosporaceae.